This is a messenger RNA of Peniophora sp. CBMAI 1063, 3423 nucleotides long. NCBI's taxonomy places the organism in Eukaryota, Fungi, Basidiomycota, Agaricomycetes, Russulales, Peniophoraceae. The record is from the annotation of a GenBank genome assembly.
AUGCGUUCUACCUCUGGUCUCGCGGCGCUUUCUGCACUCGCUCUGGUCGAGAGUGCCAACGCGCGCUGCCGGUCACAACCUGGAGAUUCUACUUUCCCUACGAGUCAAGACUGGGCGGAUUUGAACUCCACAGUCGACGGUCGAUUACUAGCAGUAGUGCCCUCCGCAAAAGCCUGCGCAGACAUAGGAUGCACUCCAGAGCAAUGGGCCAGUGCUGUAUUCCGGAACACUCUUCCUGGUCAGAUGAACGUAUACAAUUGGGAGCAGAACUACACAGCCAACCCCGCCGAACUCUGUCUCUAUAACGACACCAGUUCGUGCUCACAAGGAGACGUCCCGUUGUACGCGAUCAACGCUACGGAGCCGGAGCAUUUGCAGGCGGGUGUCACUUUUGCUUCACAACAUGACCUACGUGUGGCCGUUAAGUCCUCGGGACACGAUUAUCUCGGCCGGUCGACCGCUCGCAAUUCCCUUCUUCUCUGGACGCAAUACUUCCAGGACGUCAACUUCACUGAAUCAUUCACGGUUGGCGACCAAGACAAGGGCAGCGCUGUCACAGUUGGGAGCGGUGUUGGACUAAAGACGAUUUACGCCGCUGCGAAGGAGGUCAACAAAACGGUUGUAGGUGGCACGGCCGCAACAGUCAGCGCCGGUGGAGGUUAUACGCAGGGCGCAGGGCAUUCUGCCUUCAGCCCGCUAUACGGUCUCGCCGCCGACAACGUUCUGCAGUACGAGAUCGUGCUUGCGAAUGGGUCUUUCGUCACCGCCAACGAGGUUUCAAAUACGGAUCUAUUCUGGGCUCUUCGUGGUGGCGGUGCUGGCAGUUGGGGUGUUAUUACUUCCGUCACGAUGCAGACGCACCCCGCGUUCACAGUAUCUGCGCAUAGGGCGAACAUACUCUUCAACAGUACGGCCCAAGCGGCGGCAGCGAUGACAGUCCACGCCCAACACGUCUUCGACUACGACACGUAUCGUGCCGGCCAGUACUUCUUCUUGUACAAUCUCGGCGGAGGCGAGAGCUUCCUCCAGACAAGCACGCUUUUUGCCAAUGUGUCUGGCGACGACGCACAAGCGGCUGUCGAUUCUUUCCUUACGGAUAUCCAGGUCGUUGGCGCUACGUUGAUCAACCAGACGGUGGUGACUGCUCCGGUCAACGAUGUCGUCGGCGAAGCCGAUGACACUGCCGGCUACAACGGCGUGCUAGGGUCGCGAUUGAUCCCGGCGGCCCAGUAUGAGCAGAACCCCUCAGUAAUUGGGGCAGCAUACAAGACAUUACUUGACAACGGAGUAAACAGUAUUCUUGGCCAUAUUGUUGCUGGCGGCAAAGUUGCUGAAAACGCCAACAUCAGCUCGGCGAUCCUUCCCAAGUGGCGUACCGCAAAGACUCACGUCAUCGCAACAACGUCCUGGAACGACACUCUGUCCCCCAGCGAGGCCAUCGCGUUUCAAGAGAGCUUCUUCUCGCAAAACGUGCCGGUAUUAGCCGCCGCCACUGGCGAGGACGACAGCGGUGCGUACUCGAACGAGGACAACGUUCUGGAACUAGACUUCAAGACCACCUUCUUCGGGCCGAACUAUGAUAGGCUGCUAUCUGUUAAGGCGGAGUACGAUCCUAACGACCUAUUUAUCGCUGUGCACGGGUUUCCGGAUAACUCGGGAUUACCCACUCAGGCUGUCGGCGCUCACAGUGCAAGCCGUGUCAAGGUCAUUACAGGCUCUCCGCUACAUGAGCUACAUAACAAUGCAACUCAAGGUCUUGCAGCCUUGUCUCUCUUCACGCUAGCCGACGCUGUUGUCGCUCGCUGUCGAUCCCAACCUGACGACUCUCGCUUCCCGGAAGUUCAAGCGUGGGCGGAUCUGAACUCUACGGUCGGUGGUCGAUUGAUAGCGGUAGUACCCUCUGCGAAAGUAUGCGCAGACAUAGGCUACACGCCUGCUCAGUGGUCGAGCGCCGUGUUCCGGAACACUCUUCCAGGACAGAUGAACGCAUAUAAUUGGGAACAGGAUUACACGUCGAAUCCUGCCGAACUUUGCGUCUACAACGACACCAGUUCAUGCUUGCAGGGUGAUGUGCCGCUCUACGCCAUCAACGCCACCAAGCUAGAGCACUUGCAGGCGAGUGUCUCCUUUGUUUCGCAAUACGACCUUCGUGUGGCCGUCAAGUCCUCGGGACACGAUUAUCUCGGCCGGUCGACGGCUCGCAACUCCCUCCUCCUGUGGACGCAAUACCUCCAAGAUGUUAACUUCACUGACUCCUUCAUUGUCGGCGGUCAGGAUAAGGGUAGCGCUGUGACGGUAGGGAGCGGUGUGGGACUGAAGGCCAUCUACGCUGCCGCGAAGGAGGUCGGCAAGAUGAUCGUUGGGGGAACAGCCGCCACUGUGAGCGCUGGCGGAGGCUAUACACAAGGCGCAGGACAUUCUGCCUUCAGCCCCAUCUACGGUCUCGCCGCCGACAACACACUGCAAUACGAGAUUGUGCUGGCUAAUGGAUCCUUUGUGACGGCCAAUGAGGUCACGAACACUGAUCUAUUCUGGGCUCUUCGCGGCGGCGGCGCUGGUAGCUGGGGCGUCAUCACGUCGAUCACCAUGCAGACACACCCCAUCUUCAAUGCAAGCGCGCACGUAGCGAACAUCCUCUUCAACAGCACGAGUCAGGCUGCAGCUGCGAUGACGGUGCACGCGCAACAUAUAUUCGACCUCGAUGCGCUUCGUGCGGGCCAGUACUUCUUCGUGUACAAUCUUGAUGGGGGCGAGAGCCUGCUUCAGAUGAGCACGCUCUUUGCCAACAUCUCGGGCGAUGAUGCACAGGCGGCAAUCGCACCAUCCCUUGCGGACGUUCAAGCUGUCGGCGCUUCCAUUCUCAAUCAGACUGUGGUGACCGCUCUCGUCAACGAUAUCGUGGGCGAAGCCGAUGAUAACGCCGGCUUCAACAAUGUACUGGUAUCUCGAUUAAUCCCAGCGACGCAGUAUGAGCACAACCCCUCGGUGAUCGGCGCUGCGUACAAGACUCUACUUGAGCAGGGAGUGAACCAUGUACUUGGUCAUCUUGUUGCCGGUGGCAAAGUGACUGAGAACGCGAAUAUCAGCUCGGCGAUCCUCCCGAAAUGGCGUACGGCAAAAACUCACGUUAUCGCGAGUACGACCUGGAACGACACUGUGUCGGCGAGUGACGCCGUAGAGCUACAACAGCGCUUCUUUUCGCAGAAUGUCCCUGUUCUUGCUGCGGCCACUGGCGAGGACGAUAGCGGCGCGUACUCGAACGAGGCGAACGUUCUGGAGCCAGACUUCAAGACCACAUUCUUCGGGCCGAACUACGAUCGCUUGUCAUCCAUCAAGGCGCAGUACGAUUCGAAAGACCUGUUCAUCGUACGCGCUGGAGUUGGCAGUGAGAGAUGGGACGUCUCUGGCAUGUGCACGGUGUAG